AUGAUACCGCAACUUGGAAGAAGGCCGAUGCAUAGAGGUAACGAGGAGUCCUCUUUUGGGGAUGAUUACGAGAAAGAGCUUGGAGUAUUGCUCAGCGACCAGCAACGACGGCAAGAAGAAGCUGAUGAGAUCGAGCGAGAGCUUAACUUGUACAGAAGCGGCUCUGCUCCGCCGACUGUGGACGGCUCUGUUAGUGCUGCCGGAGGCUUUUUCAGCGGCGGAGGUGGGGCUCCGUUUGUGGAGUUUGGUGGAGCCAAUAAGGCAAAUGGGUUUGGCUUGGAGGACGAUGAGUAUAGGAAAAAUCCAGAUUACUUGUCUUAUUACUAUGCUAAUAUGAAGUUGAAUCCGAGGUUGCCUCCUCCUUUGUUGUCUAGGGAGGAUUUGAGGGUUGCUCAGAGGCUUAAAGGGUCUAGCACCGUGUUAGGCGGUAUCGGGGAUAGGCGAAAAGUGAAUGAUAGUCGAUCUUUGUUCUCUAUGCCGCCUGGUUUUGAGCAGAUGAAGCAGCAGAAGGACUUUGAGCCUAAGAAAACUAGUGCUUCUUCUUCUGAGUGGGAUGCUAAUGGACUUAUCGGUUUGCCGGGUUUGGGUCUCGGAGGCAAACAGAAGAGUUUUGCUGAUAUCUUUCAGGCUGACAUGGGGCAUCCCGUUGCACAGCAGCCCUCACGUCCUGCAAGUCGUAAUGCCUUUGAUGAAAAUGUCGAGUCCGCAAAUAAUCAGUCUCCAUCUGCAUCACAAGCCAUUGGUGCGCCAUCUCCGUACAGCUAUGCAGCUGUUCUGGGUUCUUCACUGUCUAGAACGGGAACUCCAGAUCCACAGGCCAUUGCUAGGGUACCUAGUCCCUGCCUUACUCCCAUUGGGAGUGGAAGGGUGAGUUCAAAUGAUAAGAGGAACACAAGUAAUCAAAGCCCAUUCAACGGUGUUGCAUCUGGUCUGGACGAGUCUUCUGAUCUUGCUGCUGCUUUAUCUGGCAUGAACCUGUCAGCCAGCGGCAGGUUAGAUGAGCGGGGUCAGGCAGAGCAGGAUGUUGAGAAGGUUAGGAACUAUAUGUUUGGACUGCAAGGUGGGCAUAACGAAUUCAAUCAACAAGACCAGUUCCCUAACAAAUCUGACCAACCCCAUAAGGGAACUGGUUCGUGGAGGAAUCCACAGCUGAGAGGGUCCCAAGGAUCUGCCUAUAAUGGUGGAGGUGGACUAGCUAGUCCUUACCAGCAUCUCGAUAGCCCAAACUAUGGUCCGAACAAUUACGCGUUAAAUCCAGCUGUAGCUUCUAUGAUGGCUAGCCAACUUGGGACUAAUAACUUUUCACCAACGUAUGAAAAUGUUUCUGCAGCAUCUGCUUUGGGAUUUUCUGGAAUGGACUCCAGACUUCAUGGGGGAGGGUUUUUAUCUUCUGGUCAAAACUUCUCUGAAUCACGUAAUCUUGGCAGGCUCAGUAAUCGAAUAAUGGGAGGAGCUGCUGGUCUUCACUCACAUAUUGCUGACCCAAUGUAUCAUCAGUAUCCAAGGUUCUCUGAAAAUGUUGAUUCGCGUGAUCUUCUUAAUGAUCCUUCAUACAUGAAUAUGCUCGAACUGCAAAUGGCUUAUCUCGGAGCUCAGAAAUCACAGUAUGGCCUCCCUUACAAAUCCGGGAGCCCUAACAGCCAUAGCUAUUAUGGGAGCCCAACAUUUGGGUCUAACAUGUCAUAUCUUGGUAGCCCCUUGGCUCAUCAUGUCAUGCCAAAUUCUCUUGUGGCACCUUGUAGUCCUAUGAGACGAGGUGAAGUUAAUAUGCGAUAUCCCUCUGCAACAAGAAACUAUUCGGGAGGGGUAAUGGGUCCUUGGCACAUGGAUGGUAGUUUGGAUGAAGGCUUUGGAUCUUCAUUGCUCGAAGAGUUCAAAAGUAACAAAACAAGAGGAUUUGAACUCUCUGAAAUAGCUGGCCACGUUGUAGAGUUCAGUGCGGAUCAAUAUGGGAGUCGGUUUAUUCAGCAGAAACUCGAGACAGCAACAACUGAUGAGAAAAACAUGGUUUAUGAGGAGAUCAUGCCACAAGCUCUUGCCCUGAUGACUGAUGUUUUUGGAAACUAUGUAAUUCAGAAGUUCUUUGAGCACGGACUACCACCACAGAGGAGAGAAUUGGCAGAGAAGCUCUUUAACAAUGUUUUGCCUCUUAGCUUACAGAUGUAUGGUUGUCGUGUCAUCCAGAAGGCAAUUGAGGUGGUUGAUCUAGACCAGAAAAUUAAGAUGGUUAAAGAACUUGAUGGACAUGUGAUGCGAUGCGUACGCGAUCAGAAUGGGAACCAUGUCGUUCAAAAGUGCAUUGAAUGUGUGCCUGAAGAGAACAUCGAGUUUAUUAUUUCGACUUUUUUUGGUCAAGUUGUGACCCUCUCAACUCAUCCAUAUGGGUGCCGUGUUAUUCAGAGGGUAUUGGAGCACUGCCAUGACCCGGAUACACAGAGUAAGGUUAUGGAAGAAAUCAUGUCCACUGUUAGUAUGCUGGCCCAAGAUCAGUAUGGAAACUAUGUUAUUCAGCAUGUYCUGGAGCAUGGAAAGCCUGAUGAGCGUACUGUGAUAAUCACAGAAUUAGCGGGGAAGAUUGUUCWGAUGAGCCAGCAAAAGUUUGCGUCAAAUGUUGUUGAGAAAUGUUUGACUUUUGGAGGUCCAGAGGAACGGGAAUUGCUCGUGAAUGAGAUGCUGGGCACAACUGAUGAAAACGAGCCUCUUCAGGCGAUGAUGAAGGAUCAGUUUGCAAACUAUGUGGUGCAAAAAGUUCUGGAGACUUGCGAUGACCAACAGCGCGAGCUGAUACUUACUCGUAUUAAAGUGCAUCUUGAUGCUUUAAAGAAAUACACUUACGGAAAGCAUAUCGUUGCCCGUGUUGAAAAACUUGUUGCUGCUGGAGAGAGGAGAAGUUUGCAGUCCCUAAACCAGCCUCAGGUGGCGUAA
Arabis nemorensis is the source of this 2925-nucleotide messenger RNA. NCBI's taxonomy places the organism in Eukaryota, Viridiplantae, Streptophyta, Magnoliopsida, Brassicales, Brassicaceae. The record is from the annotation of a GenBank genome assembly.